Messenger RNA from Biomphalaria glabrata, 1333 nucleotides. RefSeq lists its product as uncharacterized. The record is from RefSeq and is a predicted model, not a curated record. Bases 847 to 1218 code for a protein of 123 amino acids. Lineage: Eukaryota; Metazoa; Mollusca; Gastropoda; Planorbidae. The transcript has 4 exons.
CGUCUUCUUUUGUAGUUGAGAGCAGUGAGUGAGACAAGCGGAUAAGAGGAUGGGUAGCUAUGCCAGGUUGGCAGAUACUAGGGAUUGUUGGGUCAACAUCGGAUCUUGAUAGCAGUUUAAAACGUCAACGCUGCCCGAGGGCUCUCCAAUAUUGACCUAUGAACAGGCGUUGAUUUUUCACUUAGUUAAAUAAGCAACCGCCCAUCCAUUUUCACUGGACUUGACUAUUGUACCUAUUGUUAACACAUUUUGUUUUAAAGUUACGCCAUUCGGUGAGUAGCUGACAGAACAAGUGGGCUUCUAACAGAUCAAUAAUUGUGUGCUUCAGUGAUUUCAACAAAGAAUUAAAACUCAACAAAGGGAAAGAAACGAAUAAAAGGAAGUGAUCUUACAAAAGUUCUUGAAUGGAAUAACUUUCGUGGGCGAUACACGCACACAUCCAAAUCACUGCGGAAAAAAAAUAAUUUUUAAAAGACAGGAUUCUCAAGAGAACAAGCAAAAAACAAAUAAUUCAGAGACAUAUUUUGAUCAUUUUAUACCAAGAACAAAUUUGUGUGCGAAUUUUAUUUAAUAUAGAAAGUAACUAUUAAGCAUGAAUUUCUAGAUCUACGCGUUAUACCAACGUACAGAUCUAGAGAUUACUGACAGUGGACUUAAGAAAAAGCAAUAAACACAAUCCAGACUUUAGCAGGUCCGGAACACAGCAGAUCUUACACUAUUACCAGAAGCUGACAUCGAAGUGAUUUUCUCCAGUUGUUCGUCUGGUGCAGAAGUUCUUCUACCUCGUCGUUGUUGUUUGCUAUAGACGUUCUUCAGCUUUUUGUUGUGGUCAGUCUCUUGACCAGCAUGCUGGCGUCACUGAAGCUGUCUAUACAAACACUGACCGCACUGACUAUCUUCAAUCUCAUGCUGCUGUUGCCUUCCAGUUUCUCUAUGAACGUCUUCUCCAGACUGACCUCCUUGGACGAUAUCAAUGAGUCCCCGGCCACGCUGGAAGAUAUUCUCAGUCGACACAUUGAAAAAAGAGAAAGCGGCUCAGAUCCCUGGAACAUUUGUCCCUAUGGCAUAUCACAGGUUGCUUGUUUCGACAUGUACUUAGAAGUUUACUCAAGGAUGAGGAAGAUGGUGGCCUCCUCGAACAUGAGACAGAUCAUAGGCAAAAGAUUUGACCCCUCCAAUGAGCCGUGUCCAGACAACAAACUGUGUCUCGAGAUCUAGACAUGAAACGAUUCUUCCAUGACAUUGUUUUGUUUUGUUUCUUUAUUUUUGGAAAGAAAAUGGCCGUUCUAAUGAGAAGAAUGAAGAAAUAAAACAAAGCUGCCAAACUAGUAAA